AUGGUUUUUGAAAGUGUGGUAGCCGAAAUUCUAAACCGUGUGUUGGGCAAUUUUGUUAACAAUCUUGAUGCAUCACAGCUAAAUAUUGGUAUAUGGGGUGGUGAUGUAAAAUUAACAAAUUUGGAAGUGAAGGAAACAGCAUUGGAUGAUUUCGAUCUACCAGUAAAAUUAAAAUUCGGCUGCCUUACAAGACUUGUUUUGAAAAUCCCGUGGAGUGAUCUAUAUCGUCAGCCAGUUAUUGCUGAUAUUGAAGGCUUAAAUUUAAUUGUUGUGCCAAACAAAGGCGUCGUGUAUAAUGAAGAAAAAGUAAAGAAGCAUGAGAAAGAGGAAAAGGACAAGGCACUUGCAAGACUUGAAGAAAACAGAAGGCGAAGAAGGAAGCCGCCAGAUCUCGCUUCUGAUUCAUUCGCGGAGAAAUUUGUUGCUACAGUAAUCAAGAAUUUACAAGUAAAAGUUCGUAAUAUACAUAUUCGCUACGAGGAUAAGUAUUCGCAUCGUAGUCGUCCAUUUGUAGUUGGUGCUACUCUUGAAGGAAUAGAUUUCAAGACUACCGAUGAAAACUGGAAUGAAACUAUACAUAAAGAGGUUGUGAAAAUUGUUUACAAAUUGGUAUCAUUAAAAAAUCUUGCAAUUUAUUGGAAUUCUGAUUCUGAAUUAGUGUCUGACUUAACUGAUAAUGCUGCCAUUUCGCAAGCAAUGAAUGAUGCUAUUAUAAUUGGCAACAAAAAGCCAUCUGGAUACAAGUACAUGCUGGAACCAAUUAACAUGCAAGCAAAGCUUGCAUUAAAUCAGAAGCCUGAAACAGAUAAUUCUAAUUGGACGAUACCGAAGAUCAAACUUAUUCUGGAUGUGGAUACAUUGGCUGUUGCAGUUGGCAAAUUUCAAUAUCAAGAUCUAUUAUUGCUGUUGGAAGCACAAGAAAGAUUCAGAACUGCUGCGCAGUAUCUGAAGUAUCGUCCACAUUUGAAUAACUACAAGGGUCAUUACAGAAAAUGGUGGCACUUUGCUUACAAUGCAACUGUUGAGGAAAUUGUUAGAAGGCGGAGGAAUAAUUGGAAUUGGGAGAGAAUGAAGAAGCAUCGGGAAUCAGUUAAAGCUUAUAAAGAUGCUUGGUUGAAAAAACAAACUGAGAAAAACCUUAGCAGCAAAAAUCGAAAUAUUAUUGAGGAAACCGAAGAGCAUCUUGAUGUGUUUAACUUGAAUAUUGCUCGGCAACAAGCUGAUAUGGAAAUCGAUAGGCGCGGCUUGAAGAGAUUAGAGGAUCAACCACAAGGAUGGAUAAGUUUGGCUAAAAGCUGGUGGAGUGGUGGCGGUGAUGUGAAAGAAAAAGAGAGAAGUGUAGCACAGUCAUCAGGUGAUAUUAUGACAAAGUUUGAGGAAGCCUUGACUGUAGAGGAAAAGGCUAAAUUGUUUGAUGCUAUUGAUUAUCAGGAAAACACCCCCCCAACUGAUUACCCGAAAUACUUCGUGGAAAAUGUUGUCAUCGCCAAUUUGAACCUACUUAUGGUUGUAAUCGAAAAUGCUUUAACAUUAAAGUUCUCUAUAAUUACCACAAGGAUAGAACAUCGAGCAUCAGCUCAAGCUAUCAACCUUGAAAGUGGUAUAAAAAAGGUAGCAAUGGAUGGCUGUGGACAACAGGUUUUGUUCGUACAAGAUGAUUCCAUUGAUUGGUUAACAGUGCUUGUGGAAACUAAUCCGUUGGAUCGUGAUAAAGUUGGAUAUGACCAGUAUAUCAAGGUUGCUUUAGCACCAACGGUUAUGAAAUACCAUGCACCAGCUAUUAACACUGCUGUCGAAGCAUUAAGACCUCCUGAAAGUGUGCGGCUGAAUCAAUUAACGGCAGCAGCAAUGGCGCGUUACGAAGAUGUUAAAGCACGUUCGCUUACCGGGUUGGCUCAUGUUGUGGAUACUAGGACGAAAUUAGUACUUGAUAUACGAAUUGCACCUCUGACAAUCGUCAUCUCAGAAAAUGGAAUAUUCAAUAAGGAAAAGCAAAAUUUGAUUGCAGAUCUUGGUUUGCUUACAAUAACUACAGUGGAAAAUGAUUCAUUUGUGGAAACAUCGAUGCUUGGUAAUGAAGAAGCAGAACGCCGAGCAAAGUUGCUUAACCGUGCAUACGAUAAAUUUUCUGUGAAGUUAACCGGUGUACAGUUGAUAUUUUCGGACAGCUAUCAAAGUGGCAUGGAUGCAAAAUUGGAACCUAAAUCGAAUUUCCAUUUGUUACAACCAACUGGAUUGAAUGUCGCUUUUCAUAAGUCAUCCAUCGACGACUUACAGUUACCCAAGAUAAAAAUAAUGGGUGAAUUGCCUGAUAUUAUCAUAUCGAUCUCAGAUGAACGUUUACUGGAACUUGUAAAAUUGAUAUUGAGCAUUCCGACUCCUGCUCCCGAAAAGGAAAUCAAUGCUUUGGGUACAGCUUUUCCUCCAGCUGAGUUUGAGAAAGCAAGAAUCAGAGAUUUGGCAACGAUGCACGCCAUCAUGGAGGCCAGUGAAAUCUCAGAAGCUGAAGAACACCUGGAAAUAAAGAAGAAAGAUCUGCAGAAGCAAGAAGAGAAGAAAACUGAUAUGCAGCAAGUCCAAUUGGAAGUUAAUCUCACAUUGAAACAGGUCCAAAUUGUCAUUGGCACUCCGGAUGCAGUAUUUUUGUCCGUACAAAUUAGAUGUUUGGGUUGUGGUUUGCAGAUGCGUACAUUCGAUAUGGUUGCAAUGGCUUAUGUAGGUGAUUUAACAAUCGAGCAACCGCAAUAUAAAAGUUUGAUUCCCGGACAUGACACGUUAUUUAUUAUUGGCAGUGCUUAUAAUGACACUGAGCAAAAUUUGCUUCAGUUCAAGUAUGUGCAGGCAAAUAAGGAAAGCCCGUUCUUCGCAACAGAGUAUAAUUCUACAGAGCAAGCGAUCGAUAUUUCUUUCAAAGCAAUGACUGUAUCGCUUCACCAGGAUGCCAUAAUUAGUCUGAAAAAAUAUUUUGAAACGCUUCAAGCAAAGAUUGCUGAAUUGCAAAAUCAAGGGAAAUCGGCACAAAAUCAAGGUUAUGAAGGUGAUGCCGAAAUAUCUAUCGAUGAUAUCUUAACACCCCACGAGAAGAAAAUGAUAGUUUCGCAUUCUUCAAGUCAACAAAGCUUGGCUAGACCAUUCGCUUUCGAAUCGUUAAAAUUAAGUCAUGCAAGGCGUGAACGAGAACUAGCACAAACGCGAUAUGAUUUCAUUGUCAAAAUGAGUAUAAAUGCUGUUUUUGAUGCCCUAUCGGUCUAUGUUGGUUCAACAAAAUGCUUGGAUACGGCUUUAAGCAUCAAUGUUGUGAAGGUCGCUAUAACAAUGCGUGUGAGAACAAUAGAGGUGGAAGGUGGAGUCAAAACGAUAGCAAUGGAAGAUCGGACUGGAACAACAAUCCAUAAACAGUUGCUGGCUCUUUGUGAAGAAGGCAAAGAGAUGGUGUCAUUUACUUUCAAGCAGUACAAUCGUACAGACGCUGAAAAGAAACAUAUGCAACCCUCUGAUCUCGAUUUCUUUAUUAAGGGACAUUUUGCCCGUAUUCGUUUCGUUCUUCUUUUUCUUUGGCUUGAAAGAAUGAAGCGUUUUGCUGUUCCAUUCCAAGCUGAGGCUGCGCAGGUUGCAGCACAGGCGCAAUCAUAUGCAUCUGAAAAGGCAUCACAGGCUGCACGAAAGAUUAAACAUCUUAUGGAAGAGUCACCUUUGAGGAUUGGUUUGAAUAUUGAACUUGCAGCACCGACAAUUUUGGUACCAAAAAGCUCUAUGUCGCUGAAUGCCCUCUUUAUUGAUUUUGGCAAGCUUACUGCUAUUAAUUCAAUCUCAGCAGCGCAGAAUGAACGCAGAGCAAUUAUUGAUUCAAUGCAAAUCAAUUUAACUGAUGUCUGCUUUGGCAUCUCAUUUCUUUCGGAAGAAAAUGUAGAAGUGUUAUCAACGUGUCAAAUUUUAAAGCCAAUCACAUUUUCAUUAUUAGUUUACCGAAAUUUGUCUUUUGAAUGGUACAAAACAGCCCCACAGGUGCUCGUUGAUGCUCACUUGCCUAUUAUCGAAAUGGGCAUGACAGAAGAAGAUUAUGCGACAAUCUUGAAAACACUAAGUGGCAACUUGGCGGAAGGAAGCGAAUUAUCAUCGGAGCCAUCACCAUCUGUAAAUCGUUUAACCCGGCGGGAAAGAAAUGCUGCUGAGAGAAGGCAGGAAUCCACUGAAAAAGCUGUAUCAGAAAGUGGUGGGAGUCCAAUGAACGAUUCUAAGGCGAAAUCUCUUGUUUUCAGUUUCAAAUUGGAUGAAAUUGCUGCACUCUUAUAUCGUGGUUCCUCAAAUUUGGAGGAUUCAAAGGGUGAAAUCGCUCGGAAAACGACAGCAGGUUUUGCAGCAGUGAGAUUGAAAAAAAUUAAAUUGAGUGGUUCAAGAGCGGAAAAUGGUGAAUUGGAUAUUGCUGUUAGCUUGGAGGUAUUUGUCAUGGAUGAUGAAAGAAACGAAAAAAUCAAAACACGUCGACUACUGGAUAAAAAGCCUGAUAGCGCUGGAAAAAUUCAGAAGGAGUUUGUCGUUGCUCGUUACCAGACUACUGCAACAGGAGACAAAAUCAUUGCUUUCUCAUCGUCGGCUUUUUUCCUGCGCCUUUCCCCAGAAUUUCUAGGAGCACUAAUGAACUUUUUUACGGUGAGAAAAACACCUGAGGAAUUAGCAAGAGAGGUUGAAAAAGUGAAUAUUCCAAAUAUUAUGCAAAAUAAGGAAAAAGUAGAAACGAUUCCAUCAAGAGGUACGGUGACGAUGAAUUGUAUAAUGCAUGAAGUAGAAAUUAUUCUGGUUGAUGAUGCUAUCAGUCCUGAAAACUCCCAGGCACUAAUUCUGUCCUUUAACGUCGAUCUCAAAGCAAAUCCGGACGGCGAAAAGCAGAUUAUGAUUGGUGGCAUUAGGAAUUUGCAGAUCAUAAACACUUAUUCUUUGGAUUUGAAACGUGAUCAAACUCCUUAUCAGGUAUUAAAACGCACGGAUAUUGAUGUCCAAUUAACAACGGAGCAAAAAACGAUGUCUGAAAAUUUUAUAAUACAUAUUGGACAGUUAUACCUGAAAAUAUCUCCUGCCAUAAUCCGUUUCCUAAGUACUGUUUCUUCGAAUUUUUUAUCAGCAGCUAAUGUUAAGGAUGAUUCGUUUACUGCGCCGAAGACAGUGCUUAAGAAGUACCCAAAUUACUGGGAGAAACGUAAAAUCGACAGGAGCAAGCACUGGUGGUUCAACGUGGUGGAGGAAAAACAAGAAGAUUUUGAAUAUGCAGUGGAUAUUGCUGCUUCUGUCAGCCAUGAACAGCAGGGAACUAUUACAAUGGAAUCACUUAUCGUCACUUUGGAAGUCGGUAUGGAAAGCAGGACAGUACCAAUGAUUUCAUAUUACAAUGAAACAUUUUGCGUAUGGGAGCCCAUAGUCGAACCAGUAGAAGUGGGCGACAACAUUUGGAAGAGCUGGAUUUUGAAAGUUGAGUUGCGAACUCAUAAUGAAGAUGAAUUGUUAACAAAUGGUGCUUUGCCAUUACCACAGAGAACAAUUAAUGUAAAAGCAUCAGAAUUGCUCAACAUAACAAUAACAAAAUCGCUGAUUUUAUUAUCUUAUUAUCUCAUGGAUUCUUUCGCGAGAGCUGCAAAACUGAUUUCACCACCUACGGGGCGAACUUUCCCAGGCAGUAGUAAAUAUUUGGUAUUCAAUAGUGCUGGCAUUUCCACCAAAAUUGGUAACACAGAGACAUUGAUUAUCAGCGUUGAUGGAGAACCGAUUGAUGCAACGCCGUGCAAGUUCGUUGAUUUAAGUGUUCCCGUCGAUCCCAAUGAAGAGAUAGGCCUCACACAAAGCCAGAUUGUAAAAAAAGCGGAACUCCUCCUCAUUUUUGAUGAAAUAGAUGCAGAAAGAUAUGUAAACAUAAUGAGAUCUGAAUCGAGAACCUUUGAACUGCCAAUGAAAAGUGAUAGUGGAAAACAAUGGAAAGUGGUUGUAGAAACAAAAGUGGAAAAUAUGCGACGACUUAUUUACCUUCAUUCUAUAGUGCAGUUUGUGAAUCACAUGGACAUACCAUUCGAAAUUUAUUCAAUGCAUGACGGGAGGCUUGAUUUCUGUGGUAUCGCAGAAACGGAUGGUGAACCACUUGAUAUUUCUUUACCGUUAUUGUAUACAGCUACUGGCGAAUUGUUUAUCAGACCUUCGCAAGAUGAUGCCUAUGAAAUGAGCAACGAAUCAGUUUGCUGGAAUAAGUUUGAAGACAAGGCACGAUACAUAGUACGAUGCGACUUAUCAGAAGACAUGAAGCAGGGCUUGUUCGUAGCUUUGAUUGUUGAAGAAGUGCCAUUGAAAGCAGAAAGAAGCAGAGAUUUUGACGAUAAUAGUUAUAUAAUGCACAUUUUCUCACCUCUCACUCUGCAUAACUUCUUACCUUUUCCUCUACAACUUACUUCUCCGACACAGAAGGAGUUAGCUGGUGGCGAAGAAGUCUCACUAAACGUCAUUCCAGGGCAGAAUUUUAAUUUUGAAGUGAAUUAUCGUGGAGACCUCUAUGUAGCAGAAAUACCUUUUCCUGUGGAACACCAGGAUUUAAUGGUCAUUACACUUACAUCCGGUAAGAAGAUUUUGAAUCUCGGCGUUCACUGGACAGUCGCUCAUCGUAAACUUGAUGCUGAAGUAUAUGCACCUUAUUGGUUCGUUAAUAAUACUGGAAGAACUGUUAGAUUUAAGGAAAGCAGUAAGAGUAUAAUUGAAAGAACUACAAAAUGUGUACCCUGUCAGAAAGGAAAAAUGGAAGACGAGUGUGACGACGCGAUAAUGCAAGAACCGUUGAGCGAGCCAGCUUUGCUCCCACUGGAUGCCGAGGAUUUUUUAUCCAAAAAAAAGGCAAGACUAUCAUUGUUCGGAAACUAUUGGACGAAUGAAUUUCCACUAGAUGCGGUUGGAAAUGCGGGACGUAUUGGUUGUAAGGAUGAAAGUAAUAGUGAGCAGAGUAUUUCAUUACAAAUAAGCAUGUGUCAGUCCGGUUUGACGAAGGUAAUCACCUUCUUGCCCUUCUAUUUGUUUCACAAUGAAAGCCGGUUUCCACUGGAAAUAAGAGAAUUUGGAGCUCAAAACUGGGUCCUAGUUACUUCUCAAACAUGUAUCGGUUUCUGGCCAUCACAAAAAGAAAAUCGGAAAUAUGCUGUUGUCAGAUACGGCGGUACAGCGGAAGAGUCAGUACUAUUUCCAAUCACUGAAAGUUUUGAAGGAUUCUGUCAGAUCGACAACGAUUACCUUGGUGUAUAUGUAACCGUCACAGUCUGCGAAUCAUCUUCGAUUACCAGACUUGAAUCGUUUGAACCAGGUAUGGCUCCCGCUAUUAUAAUGAAUGCAACGAAAAAAUCAGUUGAAUUUAAUCAGAAAGGUGCUCGAUCGAAGAAGAUAUUAGGUCCAUGGGAAAGCUGUGCAUUUACAUGGACAGACGUGAUUCGUGAUCGUGAAUUAGAAUGGAAAAGUGGUGAUGCUAGCCAUUCAGAUGAUUUAAUUCGGAAUACAUUCGAAGAUUACCGACCAUCUAAGGCAGACUCUACUCGUUAUUACUGGGUAUCAUUUUUGAAUGGACGUCAACGUGUUUAUCUGUUUACGGAUAAUCUGGCAGUAAUGACUACGGCGCACGAAGCUUACGAAAUCGAACUUCCUACACUGUCUGUCGAAAUAUCUCUGCAAGGUAUUGGCAUUUCGAUAGUGGAUAAUUUUAAAACUGAAGAAAUCGCAUAUAUGUGUAUCGCAUCAUCAGCUAUUAUUUGGGAGCAAUCCGUCAAAACUCGAUUCAAACCAUUCACAAUCAAACAGAUGGAAACAAUCGAGCACGCAUACCAGGCGUGGCUUCCAGAUCGCUCAGAAGAAACAGUGGUAUUGGACAAAUUAGAGUUUGACUUCAUGCAUAUGAAAUUAAAGAAACAAAAAGACUGGAUUGACAUCCGGCGACAAUUUCAAAUUGGAUUUUGGAUGCAGUAUAGGCAAACCCCUCACCAAUCGCAAUUUCAUAUGAAGGUGAAUCAUCUGCAGAUUGACAAUCAGUUACAAGCAUGCGUAUUUCCGUGCAUACUCUCAGUUGUAUCACCACCAAGAUCUGUUGUUCAAGACAAUGUGCCAAAAUCUUUCUCAGAAUUGAGCUAUAUAAGACGGAAAUCAGAACAUAGCAGGAUUGCUCAAAUAAAAUACCUUCAUCUUUUGGUGCAGGAGUUCUCAGUGCAGAUUGAUCAAGGCUUUGUGAACGCAAUGCUGGAAUUGAUAUCUUCUCAAGCUGAUAGUAAACCAUAUACGAAAGAAGCUUUUGUGAAAGACUUUGAAAUGACGAAAAAUCAGUUAGAGGUAAUUGCCGGAAUGACGACGGCUUCUCAACAAGCAGCAUAUUAUGAAAACUUGCAUAUUUCUCCGCUAAUGAUACAUUUAUCAUUUUCACAAAGUGGUAGUUCUGGUGGAAAGCAACUGAAGAAUAAAGCAUUCAAGUCAAAAGAAGCCGUUCAACUUCCAAUGCAAUCCGAAUUUAUCAAUGUUUUCUUGAAGAGUAUUGGUGUAACAGUGACGGAAAUUCAGGAUGUGGUUUUUAAACUGGCGUUCUUCGAGCGAAAAUGUGCUUUCUACACAACCUCUCAGUUGCAAGGUGAAAUAAUAAGACACUACACGUCGCAAAUUAUCAAGCAGCUUUAUGUACUUGUUCUUGGCCUUGAUAUCCUGGGAAAUCCGUUUGGUCUUGUUCGCGAUCUUUCAUCUGGAGUACAGGACUUCUUUUAUCAACCGUUCCAGGGAGCUGUUCAAGGACCUGAAGAGUUCGCUGAAGGAGUCGCUCUGGGUGUUAAAGGUCUCGUUGGUGCAACAGUUGGCGGUGGAGCGGGAGCAGUCUCGAGAAUCGCUGGUACUCUAGGGAAGGGUGUAGCUGCAUUAACUCUUGAUGAAGAAUAUCAGCGUAAGCGGCAGCAGAUGAUGAACCGUCGUCCGAAGACGUUCGGUGAGGGUGUGGCUCGCGGUGCUAAAAGUGUCGGGCAAGGUUUUUAUGAUGGCAUCGCUGGUGUUCUCGUUAAACCGCUUGAAGGUGCUCGCACUGGAGGAGCUGGCGGUUUUGCAAAAGGACUUAGUCUCGGUUUGGUCGGCAUGGUUACACGCCCUUUAUCUGGAGCUGUUGAUUUUGCUAGUAGUACUUUAGAUGCUGUGAGAUUUGCGACAGUUGGAAUUGAUGAAAGGAAGCCAUUACGCCCAUCGCGAGUUAUAUUUUCGGACAACAUCGUACGACCAUACUGUCAAAAAAUGGCUAUAGGAGCUCAAAUAUUUCGUGAAGCUGAUAAUGGUUCCGUGGCCGACACUGAUUAUUUCUUGGCGCAUGCACCAAUUUCUGAGAGGAGCCUGUUUAUUAUCACAGAUAGGCGUGCAAUGAAUGUGAAAAAGAGUGAUAUGGUUGGUUCCUGGAAUAUUGAAUGGCAAGUUUUAUACACGGAAAUGAAUCGACCAACACUUUCGGGCAAAACGAUUCUGAUUAAUUUACGAAAGAAGCAAAAGGGUUUCCUUAGAUUAAACACGUUAGGUGGAAGAGUGGUUGAAUUAACAGAAGAGUCAUCUGCAACUGAAAUAUACAAUAAAUUAUUAGCAGCUUAUGAAAUUGAAGUUGGUGCCGGUUAA
This is a messenger RNA of Cercopithifilaria johnstoni, 9636 nucleotides long. Lineage: Eukaryota; Metazoa; Nematoda; Chromadorea; Rhabditida; Onchocercidae. The record is from the annotation of a GenBank genome assembly.